Molecule: messenger RNA, 2071 nt
Organism: Aedes aegypti (yellow fever mosquito)
Lineage: Eukaryota; Metazoa; Arthropoda; Insecta; Diptera; Culicidae
Gene: Vps45
Product: vacuolar protein sorting-associated protein 45
Exons: 3
Coding region: 174-1898 (574 amino acids)
Biological process (GO): vesicle-mediated transport; intracellular protein transport
Cellular component (GO): Golgi membrane
Source: RefSeq, a predicted model, not a curated record
UGUCAUCAAAAUCAAAACACCGCUGUUCGUCAUCGUCGUCUUGCAGACGAGUGGAAAAAGUCGAACCCAAAAUCGGAAGAAAAAGUGUUUUUCUGUACUGGAAAAUUUAAUCUUUCGCAUUUAAUUAGAUAGCUUUGCAAGCAAUUCCGGUUGUGGCCAACGCCGGCGGUAAAAUGAACGUAAUCAGAGCGGUCCAGUUGUACCUGGAGAAGAUGGUAGCGGACGCUGGCCCCGGAAUGAAGAUGCUGAUGAUGGAUCGAGAAACCACCAGCAUCGUCUCGAUGGCCUUCUCGCAGUCGGAGAUGCUCCAGAAAGAAGUGUUCCUGUUCGAGAGGAUCGAUUCUGGGCGUUCCAACGAGCGGCUCAAAUACCUAAAGUGUAUCGUUUUCAUCCGACCGACACGGGAUAACGUCCUGCGGCUGCAAAGUGAACUGAAGAGCCCGAAAUAUGGCUCGUACUAUGUCCAUUUCAGUAACAUCAUUCCUCGCACCGACAUCAAAGCUCUCGCCGAGAGCGACGAAAGCGAAUCGGUUCGCGAAGUGAAAGAGACCUACGCCGACUACCUGCCGGUAAAUCCGAACCUCUUCUCGCUAAACAUUCCAACCUGCCUGCAGUCGCUUGCAUGGAACCUAGAUGCUCUGGACCGCUCUGUACAGGGAGUGAUCAGCGUGCUACUGUCGUUCAAAUUGCGGCCCGCCAUCCGGUACAAAUCAAGCUCCAGUGCGGCGCAAACCCUAGCCAAAAAGAUCCACGAAACGAUCAACAAGGAAACGGCCUUGUUCAGUUUCCGUCCCCCGGAGGAUGGAGCUCCGCCGCCAUUGCUGUUGAUUCUGGAUCGGAGGGACGAUCCGAUCACCCCACUGCUCAACCAAUGGACCUAUCAGGCGAUGGUCCACGAACUGUUGACCAUUAACAAACAGCGGGUGGAUCUUUCUGAUGUUCAAGGUGUUCCAAAGGACUUGAAAGAAAUCGUUCUGUCGUCUGAACAGGACGAAUUCUUCGCCGCUAAUCUAUAUUCAAACUUUGGUGAGAUUGCCACCACCAUCAAGGGGCUGAUGGAUGAGUUCCAGAAGAAGGUUCACGAUCAGAAGAAGAUUGAGAGCAUCAAUGAUAUGAAGAAUUUUGUGGAAACGUAUCCGCAGUUCAAGAAGAUGUCCGGGACGGUGUCCAAACAUUUGGUGCUUAUCAGUGAGCUGUCGCUGCAGGUCAGCAAGCAGCAGCUGUUUGAAGUUUCCGAGCUUGAGCAGGAGAUAGCUUGCCGCGCCGAUCAUUCGACUCAACUGCAACGGGUUAAGAAGCUCAUUGCAGACGACAAAAUCAAUCUUCAGAACGCACUUCGCUUGAUCAUGCUUUACGCGAUGCGUUACGAGCGGCACGCCAAUUGUGGAACAUCUGGUUUGCUGAAGCUGUUGAAGGACCGUGGCGGUCGGGCUCACAUCGUUCCGCGGAUGCUGGAAUACAUCAGCACCAGCGCUCGGCAGGAACUCUUCAACACGGUCAAGAUCACCGAUGCCGUAAAGUUAACUCGAAACCUGAUCAAGGGUCUCAAAGGGGUCGAAAACGUCUACACGCAGCAUAACUGUGUGCUAAAAGAGGUGCUGGAUGAUGUGACGCGAGGUCGCCCCUUGGACGCGGCCUUCCCCAUCAUGGGCAAUGAGUUGCCCUUCCGGAGGCCACCGCAGGAGAUUGUGGUGUUUGUGGUCGGAGGAACGACCUACGAAGAGGCACUGGCUGUCCAUCGGUUCAACCAGGACGGCUUCAAGAUCAUUCUGGGUGGGACAACCAUCCAUAAUGGGGACAGCUUCAUCGAUGAGAUACUGGCGGCUACCGCCGGGAUACCGUUCAAACAUUCCCGCUCCCUGCAGCAGUUCCAUCAUGCGCCGACCGGAGAGGCUUGAGUGCUUUUGGACGAAUAGUCGGUAAGUUAUCAUUGUCUGUAUCUAACGUCGUACGAAAUGUAUUCCAGCAUUGAUUGUUCUAACUUUCUGAGUAAAUUAUUGUCUCUGUAUAAAUAGGGUAUCGCUGUGUAAGAGAACGUAAUAUAUUAUGCUUUAUGUAGUUGCAUCAAUAA